Molecule: messenger RNA, 8115 nt
Organism: Varroa destructor (honeybee mite)
Lineage: Eukaryota; Metazoa; Arthropoda; Arachnida; Mesostigmata; Varroidae
Cellular component (GO): extracellular region
Molecular function (GO): chitin binding
Source: RefSeq, a predicted model, not a curated record
CAUUUUAUCUACAGCCGCUGUUUAUAAAUCACGAUCGCAUAUACCCACCCGUUAUGAUCACCGAGCUAGUGCAGAAUUCUUGUGUUACUUAUAUGGACAACUAUAACUAACUGGUAUCUGUUUCGCCAGAUCGUCUCCUAAAGCACACAAACGCAUCCAAGGAAACAUCGUCAGUUUGUCAAAUUCUACCUGGCAUCCCGCCCAGUAGCAACCGUCCGUUGACAAAUCUUUCGACUAAAUCACCGCCAGGCACCAGAUCAUCAUGCAGUAGCCUCAGACGAAUAGGCACACUGAAGAUACUAUCUAAAGCACACGACCUGUUCCGAAUCAUCGUACAAACAGCUAACAUUAUUCGGGUCUAAUCCUCUCGUAAUUUUCCCGUAUCGUACGCCAUAAUUAACGAUGCGCAUUCAAUGUAACGAUAAAGUGUUCUUCUACGAGUCCCGAUCGCUCCCACCUCCCUCUCGUAGAGUCAAUAUAUGGAUUCGAAUACUUCAGAUCUCGCAUUUUCAAUUCUCGAUUUUAAUGCCGCCGUAUUUUUCUUCGCCAAUCAUGACGUACAUAUAUUUCUGCUAGUAGCGUAGACUGUAAUUCGUCCGUGUGACGUCGUCAUCUUGGUGGACGUUAUUGACUGUCGUUGCUUGAUCGGGUCAGUAUCACGGGAUAUGAUCUCCGAUUCCGGUACUACAAUGUCAUCCGCAGCGGCUGAGUUGCAUAUGUUGCGCAUACAACUCUAGGACUAGCAUCAGGAGCUAUAUAUUCGUUUCCGACGACAAGCCAAGCGCGGUGCGUCACCCGGCAGUGUCUGCUGAUCCGCGCGAAGUCGAGAUAAAUCGGUAUCAAUCCUGUCUUGUUCCCGAAAAGAUUGAGAAGAAGCGAUUCAACGACGCCAAUCCCUCAAUAGUUAAUUGAUUUUCCUGUUUUACUGCGGAAUUAGUAGACUACGACGACGCAGAUAUUAAGGAUGAAGAAGUCGAAAAGAAAACGAAACGCUCUUUGGCAAUCCGAUCGGAUUCGAAUCGGAUCAGAUUGUUAGCUCGAUGGCUUGCUUAUGAAAAAGUUAUUCAAUAUAUCUGUACAUGUCUCUGAUAUCUGACUACUAUUCGUUCCUAUACUUAGCGAUGUUCGUAACCUGCUAAAUGUCAGUUACAAUCUAUGCCAUCGAAUCGUUUGUCUGAUUCGGUGGUGCACUCUUGAUAUAUUUACCUUCUACCCUGUGGCCGCCACAUUUUGUCUGUCUUUUUGCAGUAGCUUAUGUAAUAGCUCCCGUGGUGGGCCGAGUUUAUUCGGAGCUACUUGUCAAUACCAGCACUGUCGUCGUGCGUAGCUAGUAAAUCGGGGAACUAAAAGCUUGCACUGCAUCAGCUGCUCAAAUAGACUCUUGGCGUCUGAGCAUCAUAAUGGGGCGGUGUAUGAGGGUGGACUAUUAUCAGGAACAGGCCGUUAUCAACGAUGCCCUGGUGACGGCUCUUCCCUUAGCCGCUGCAAGCUGCUGCUUCGUUUUACUCCCUCCCCUAUAAACCCUUGAUUUCCCUUUUGCGCGCUGGGGUAACGUAAAGCGCCCGCUCUGUUGCCGUGGCUGAUGAACAAAUCCUAUUGGCUUUGCGCUGUUGCCUGACUUUGCUUAACAGGCGCAAGUUACACAAAGGGUUUUCGCCCUCGCCGGAGCGGGCCGUCUUGCCCUCGGCGCGCGGUGGUCGACGGUAUUUGAGUGAAAAACUGGAGGGAGUCUCACCAAACGUACUGUCGCCGUUGAAACGGUAGUGGUUUACAGAUCAGACAAAGCGGCGCGUUCAGGUAACCAAGCCUGUCAUUAAAGCGAAUGCCUACGGAGGCAGGUCGGUUAUUGGAACAGGCAGGACUUAUUCCUGGAUGUAAUAUAUAAUGAAAAACAGUUUACGGCCUAGGUGACCAAUUAAGUGUAACCUAACUAUAAAGAGCAAGUGACAGCAUCACGGAUUUUACUGGUGAAAUCUGUUAAAAGUAAUGGUUUAGAGGAGUGUUGCAUAUAGGCGCUUGGUGGAAACACAGCCCCGCAUAACGUGUGUGCUCGAAGAAACAGUGUAACCACGCAUCUACAAAGUGGAGAAUUAGUAGCCGUACUCUGUAUUCGGUGUGGCUGUGGAGUGGUAUCGGAAUUCAAGUUAGGUCUAAGAGUUCUUCUUUAGUGGACCACGGGCGCGAGCCCUGCCUGGAGCAAGCUCCGAGAUGGGCUACCCCGUCAGAUGGACUAUACUUCUAGCGUCAAUCAGCGUAAUUGCGUUUGUGGCCACAAAGAAGAAAGGUAUCCUGCACGCUCUGCCACCGGCUGAAGCACAACUUAUAAAGUUUCCGCGAUUACGUUGGCCAUCCUUUAACCGCGGUAACAAAAAAGACAGUGCCAUCGAGCUUAAAGGAUCAUCGACAAAUCACGAACCUUCAGUGACCCACACUUACGUCGGAGGUAGCGGGGGUCAAUCUUCUUCUCCCAGUGUUUCACCUCCUCUUGGACCUCCGUUACCUGCUGGACUCCCCCCAUCGCUCGGACCACCUCCGCCGCUUUAUGGUGCAGGCUAUGGCCCGUUUUCACCAUUUGCUCGAUCUCCUUACGGUCGAGCGCCAAACCCAUUCGUUUUUCCCAACAUCGUAGCACCCCCUCCUCCCUCAUUGCCACCCCCAUCAUCAACGUAUUAUACCUCUUCAUUUUCUUCUGGUGGACGGAAAAGUCGGCGCCGUAGACCCGUCUAUGACAACGACUCACUCGAAGAUGCCUCAACGGAAGAUGAGCCAGUCUAUAUUAAAGUGAAGUCAAGAAAGCGUCGGCCGAUUGUCAUCGAUGAGGAUGAACUGCUUGGUCGAGGCCAUAAUGGCGCAUCGAGUGAGGAAGUCGAUGACCGCGAAUCCAAAGUCUCGUACAAAAGCCGCUCGAAACCGCAAGUAGUGUACGUCGAUUCGUCACGGGAGUACCAGACACCAAACGAACGGCGUAUGCUGCUUAAAAAUGAGGAAAUGGUUCAAGACGCACCGUCCUAUCAUUCGCCGGCAAUUAGUGCACUACACGCGUCAGUGAGUUCGGGCGGAUACCAAAUUAACUCGCGCUUGCAGUCGCAGCGGCAACCUGAUAGCGUCGUGUACGUUAAUGAUAUUGAAAGCUCCACGGGUCCAUCGUAUCACAUUGAUGGGCAUGGUGAUCAUGAAGAUCAUUCGGAGUUCUCGGGACACUUUCUGCUUCAGAAUAUGGGAGAGAUCAAUCAACAUCGACAGAUAAAGGAAAUUCCUCCAAGUCAAAAGACGUUUCGCAUCCCUGAGAGUAGCACGACCACUCCGACAAUUCGUAUCGUCCUCAACUCGUUGAACUCGAAUUCCGAAUCACCCCAAAUGUCGAGAGAGAUAAUGCCUCCGGUAACUACCCCUAACCCGUUACAAUUCAGUCGUGCGCAAAUUCCCCCACCGCAGUCACCUUCUUCACAGCAUUCCUCCGCUCAAUCCAUGAACCAUUACCAGGUCUACGAGCCCACUCAGAGCGUGUUCCAUCAACAGGUGCCACCAACUGACAAGAAUCAAUUCUCCUUUGAUAUUUCUCAAAAGCGAACGAUCGGAUGGCCACCAAAUGCUUCCCCAACCAGCUUUCACCACACGCCUCCAUCAACUCUACCCCCGGUUCCAGCACCUCAGUUGUCGAAGUCAAACACAAUCAAGGUUGCCCGAAGGUCAUUCCCUAGCACGUUUCCGUCAAUCUCUACUAAUCCUUCCGCUGUCGCGCCCUCCAGCUCGUUGAAUCACGAGAAUCAGAUGUACAGUUUUCCACAUGGAAAUUCAGACCCUGUCCAGCCUUCUGCGAUUCACUCGCAGGAUCCCAUUCAAGUUCAAACACCAAUGAUGCCGAUGAAUCACCACAUCAAUUAUCACUCACCUCAAUCGACUUCGGUCCAAAGUUACCACCAUAUAUAUGACAAGCCAUCGUCGCAUUACACGGAGGCGAUGUUUUUCAUGGAAAAACCGAGAAAAAAGACUUCAUCUUUUGUUACUACGGAGCUGCCCACCCUUUCACACACUCAAGCCCACAAGAGUCAGCAGCACAUCAACUUUUCGUGCUCGACACGCCGAUCGGGGUACUACGCGAAUCGCAUGUAUAAAUGUCAGAUCUACCAUCACUGCUCGAAACGGAUUUUGACCCAGACGUUCAUCUGCCCCAAUGGAACCGCCUUUAACGAAAAGCAGAAGCUGUGUGAGAAGGCAGAUAAGGUGGCUUGCGUGGCAUCGGACAGCACGAGAAUACGAGGAAGCUCGCCUGCUUUGCAUCAGUCGCCAUCUCAACAGGUGACCGAAUCUCCUCUACAGAUCUCUUCACGAUCGGACCUCACUGAUUUAGAGACGGAGACGCCUGACAGUACAACACUUUCUAGCGUGUCAACCACUGCAGAUCUGCCCGUCUCCACGCAGACGUCAGUAGUUCUACAGCCGAAGUUCAGUACUUCAGUGUCUUAUCAGGUUUCGUCCUCUACGUCGUCGGCGUCAUAACAAUCUUCUAAUCAACGUAUAGCCAGCAGCAUCUCCAUAUAAUUAAUCAUAGUCGUUAAAACAGGCCGAGCCAUCUUCUUCCAUUUCUGUUUAGCAUGCCGAUUUGUCGUCAGCGUGCUGAUGAUCCAAAGCUUGACCCUGCGAUCAGAGACAAAGGACCUGUGCAGAGUGUUACUAUCGAUCACGAUAAUAUUACGAAGAAGGAAUAGAAACAAAAUAGGUAUUGUUCAGUCACAAUUCUGCGACUACUUGUCCCUGCUUUAACCAGUGUUGCUUGUGAGACUACGCGAAUGCGGAUAGUUUUUUCUUUUUUUUUUUUUUUUUUUUAUCGUACAUUUAUAACAGAGCAUUGACCGCAGGAUUUAGGCAUGAUGUUUACCGAAAAAGAAUUUAGCAGGUUCGUGCUGUUUGCGUCUGUGUCGGCUUGGCAAAGUUUAUGAAAGCCUUAAUUCUUUUCAUCGACAAUAUUUGAUCAUAUCCGUAUUUACAUACAACUAAAACGAAUCAUGGUGGUUUCCUGAACAGUAAAUGACCGCAAUUAUGAUCAUAAGCGAUUGACGUGCUAUCAAUACCUCCGAAGGCGGACCAGACCUCGCUACGUUAAAAGCUGCUACGAAAGCUAGGCUUUCGUUACCUCUUUGCAUUUACUAAUUGAGGUAUUGGCUACCGAGUUUAUAGCUACUGACUCUGACAAUUCCCUUUAAUUUUCCCUGGCCAGUCUUUCAACAGCAUCUAAACAUGGCGAAACCUGCCAAAAUUUGGUUCCACACUGGUCACAAACACCGGGGCCAUCGACGGCGAUCAGCGUAAACUAAACCUCUGCCAGCUCUCGAGCAUUUUCUCAUAAGCGUCAAGAAGAGUUAGCGGUUAUAACUGCAGUACGAAUAGGGCCGAAGAAGUUGGCAUUCGUCAAAAACUGAAAGGCGUAUCCUAAACCAUUUUUAUCCAUCCAUAUCCGCUGCAUCAGGCCAAGGCAAGCCCUAUAGCAAUUACGCUAACGAGCCGCUACGACGGACGGGUUGAUCAUGCUCAUGUUGAGUUGCACUGUAGUCAUGUAACUGAUGUCAAUGUAGAUGUAGUCUGCUUAGUUUGUUACUGCUGCUGGUACUUCUGCUGUUGUUAUCGGUGAUGUUGCUUUUUACCACAUGCCGUCGCUUGGCUUUGCUCCUGUCAAUCCUCGCGCUCCCUAUUUAGUUACGUUUGUUGACAGCGGCUUACUGAUGCUCCUUUUGGCUCGGGCGGGCUGUUUAUUGCAGAACGAACCAGUCAGCAACACUUGCUCUUGCCAUGCUUAGCGACAUGUUACUGUAAACAUUGUUGAGGCUAUUACUAGGACAACAGUUGCUGCUGUUGCCGAGUGUCAUCCGUAAGAAGCAAUCCCCGAGACGAGUGCGUCGGUUCGCCUAUCUAUACUAAGCAAACGCACAUCCGUUUGUUUGUCUGCCUUAACGGCAGCGGCAAUCAUGACCAACCUGUCUCUAGCCACCCGUGGGAGGCUGUGUAGAUAAAACAAGGCCUACUACCAACUACUGAAAAGCUCUCUGUCGCUCGCUUCUUCGGUAGCUGAGCUUUAGUCAAUGACUGCCUGCGAAAUGCCACAGAAACAUAUGCUGCUGCUGAUCAUUCAGUUAUUCAAACACCGAACCAACGACGCGAGCCGUUACUACCGCUACCAUCGCAGCGCUUCAUGGGGGGUUCGUAUAUCGUUGUCGGACCCCACUCCAGUGAUUGCUACUACCGCUAAUGUUGCUGCUGUUGUUAGCGGUGCGAAUAACAACGAGAGGAAGGGGGAAGUGAAUAAAGCUUAGAUGCCCGAUGCCGAAGACGUUCCAGCACCUUAUCCAGUCACCCAUCCGGACGCUCACUGAGCCCGUGGUGCUCAUCAUAGUGGCCACUUCCUGCUGAUCUAAUACUUACGCGAAGAAGAUAUUGCUUCGUGUUGUCACUAUUACGGUCGUAUUGGCGCCGUUCCUGGUCGACAUCAGACGGCGAAUUUGCGGAUGGUUUGUCGGACGCGGCCAGCAGGCCGGGGGCUCAGAACAGGAGGGUGCGCUGAUGCUACCAGCAGCAGCUCCAGUAACGACAAGGAGCGGAGAAAGAUUGAUGGCGGUGGCGGCGGAGGAGGCGACAGUAGGAGAGUGAGAAGACGCGUCGCUCAGGGGGGUCGUUAUUGAUGGCGGCGUCAAGCUCAGCCUAAGAAGAGACCAGAGAAACGGACGAAGGAAAUCACUUACGGUAGCGUGAACACCACUGUGCUAGGCCGAAAGUACGGUAGCGGUCUUAUACGUAACAACAUCGAUGACGUUACUAAUAGUCGCGGCACAUAGAACCUUACGUUGGGGUAGCAGUAGAGAAUUAUUACCAGCAACGAGACCCUCACCGCCGUUGCUCAUUCUCUUACGAUGAUACAUAAUUUAUAUGAGAUUUAUUGGCCCGGUCGUUGGUAAAGCGGUGAAAAGUGAAGACUGAGCGGGAGAUUAAGCUAUUUAACGUAAGGUCUCUGCGCGAACCGUUAACGCGGUGAGACGAAUUGGCACGAAGCACUAUGGUACCACAUAGCAGAGCUCUACGAAUAAUUAGUGAUGUGCGUCCGGCGGGUGGAUAAUCAAUUAUUUUUCUUACCUCGUGAUGAAAACAACAGCGUGGCCAAAGGCAGUAGCAGCGGAGGUGGUCAGUUUAACUUUUGUGAGUGGCGCUUUAUAGGAAUUUAUGUCAUUAAUGUUUCGAUACAAUGUCCUGGGGAGCUAAGCAGAGUUGAAUCUCAUUGGCUGAAGGUGUUUCUACUUAACUAUGAACGGGCAGUUUUCAUUCACUGUAUUAUCUACGUAGUAACAACCUAAUAAUCCUUAAUCGGACAUUAUUAUUAUUAGGGUAGGGAUAGGGUCGGAUAUCAUUCACUGUAUUAUCUACGUAGUAACAACCUAAUAAUCCUUAAUCGGACAUUAUUAUUAUUAGGGUAGGGAUAGGGUCGGAUAUCAUUCACUGUAUUAUCUACGUAGUAACAACCUAAUAAUCCUUAAUCGGACAUUAUUAUUAUUCGGGUAGGGAUAGGGUCGGAUAUCAUUCCGAUUUAGACGACCGUUCCCCCGUGUCGGUGAGCUAUAUGUCCAUAUAUUGCAUAGCGAACACCUUUAUAGCAUGUUAUCUAAGAGUCUCUUAGGCCUGCCACCGUCUUUGCCAAAAUACACGAUUUCUCGCACAAACGUUCACGACAUACACGUGCUAGUUGAUGACGAUACAACAGACACAACCGGAAGCCUAACCCUGUUACACUUCGAACUACCGGUCGUCGACGAACCGUAUGAUUGCGUGUGUAUUUUGUUGAAAAACGGUUCUCAGCCAACCAUUUAGACCAAGCACUUUUGCGCAUCAUCGUAAACCUAGUGAACUUGAAAAGGAAGAAAAUGAGCAUUUGAGAGAAUGUGCCAGUCUCGACUGAAUGCGCUAUAUGCUACCUCAAUGUAUAUCUAUAAUAGUAUUUUUCUAUAUAAAGAGUUCAUAUUCGCAUGUUUAUGUUUCAGCGAUCUCCCGAGAACUUUGUCGAAGUACCUUCAUUUCAUGGAUUGUUGUUAGUUCGCUGCCGGCAAACUUUGAGAGUGGGCCGUGUCGUCAGUU